This is a messenger RNA of Suncus etruscus (white-toothed pygmy shrew), 486 nucleotides long. RefSeq names its product ribosomal protein L36a (gene RPL36A). Gene Ontology annotation, biological process: translation. The record is from RefSeq and is a predicted model, not a curated record. Lineage: Eukaryota; Metazoa; Chordata; Mammalia; Eulipotyphla; Soricidae. Gene Ontology annotation, cellular component: cytosolic large ribosomal subunit; ribosome. Gene Ontology annotation, molecular function: structural constituent of ribosome.
AUGAUCGCUCCCACCAACUCCCAUGAGGAACCGCGAGCAAGAACCGCCUAUAUACUUCCGCUUCCGGUGGGCCUUCCUUUCCUCGCGGCUUCUGCGCUCGCAAGCAUGGUGAACGUCCCGAAAACCCGCCGGACAUUUUGUAAGAAAUGUGGGAAGCAUCAGCCCCACAAAGUCACACAGUACAAGAAAGGCAAGGAUUCUCUGUAUGCCCAGGGAAAGCGGCGUUAUGAUCGGAAACAGAGUGGCUAUGGAGGGCAGACUAAGCCAAUUUUCCGGAAAAAGGCAAAAACUACAAAGAAGAUUGUGUUGAGGCUUGAGUGUGUUGAGCCCAACUGCAGAUCUAAGAGAAUGCUGGCCAUUAAGAGAUGCAAGCAUUUUGAACUGGGGGGAGAUAAAAAGAGAAAGGUAUGCUUAUGGGUGGGAGGUAUGAUCAUUUCUAUUUGGAGAGGAGAGCAUCUCUACAUUAAAAAUUGGGGCCACGCCUAG